Messenger RNA from Pecten maximus, 10186 nucleotides. RefSeq names its product mucin-2-like. The coding region runs from base 587 to 5851 and encodes 1754 amino acids. The record is from RefSeq and is a predicted model, not a curated record. Lineage: Eukaryota; Metazoa; Mollusca; Bivalvia; Pectinida; Pectinidae. Gene Ontology annotation, molecular function: calcium ion binding. The transcript is spliced from 9 exons. Gene Ontology annotation, biological process: negative regulation of protein sumoylation.
GGCCAAUAUUCCAUGUAUAUCUAUCGGUGUGGUAAGCUCACCUGAGCAGGUAUUCGCUGACACUCAGGUACGGGCAACAGUAUCACUCGCACAUGUAAUACGGCCAGGAGCAGACGACAGUUUUUUUUCGGGUGUGUUACGCACGGGGGCGAGUUCUACCUGGACUUACCUGUAUAUAAAAACACGUGUGGUUAGUUUUUCGGCAAUAGGUAGAGAUCGCUACCUGUGACAAGGUGUUCUUGUCAAUGAGGUGGGCAUGACAUCAGUACGCCGGUUAUAAUAGGACUCGCGAGCUAAGUUAACAUACCAACUUGGAAAUAUAUGCCUGAUGGGUUUUUGUAAUUAGAAAAUUGUGACAAUAUCAACGAAGACUUUACUCUGUGGUAUUUACAAAUCUAUAUUGGAUCAAUUAUCACCUGGGCGCAAUCAAACACCUGUAAUAAGCGUAUCUCACCUGUUGACUAUACGUCACCUGUCGCCUUCGAAAUAUUACCGUUUGAAUUAUUUAAAAAUUGUAAUUUUUUCACCGGGAGACGAAAAAUUGUGUGUGAUAUUCAUUCGGGAUUUCGUUAACUGUUCAGACACAAUGGCCAAAUUGAAGGGAUUUUCUGCUACCUGGAUAAAAUCGAUGGCUUCGUGUUUACUGCCAGCGAUCAUACUAGCAUUACUACUACCCGUGACGGUUUCAGCCCAAUCAUCACAGGGUGUUAGCAGUUCGGUAACGAGCACAGUAAUGCCCCCGUCGUCAUCAGCACCCCCUGUGACGUCAUCAAUGUCCACGUCGGUGAUUGUAACGUCACCAGUGUCGUCAUCGGCUCACCAAAGUCAGUCCAGUUCACAGACAAUGUCUUUAAGUUCUGGGAUUGUUUCGACUUCUGCUACAACGGAAAUGACGUCAUCCCCAAGUGCGUCAGCUUAUACUAGUUCUAGUUCCAAUGUAAUAACACCAUCAAGCGCCCAGCCGACACAGCCGACAAGCUCACAAGCGUCUGUAAACGCAGACCAGUUGAUGUCGUCAAGUAUGGCGCCUGCUGAUACGUCAUCACAUGUACAGACACCAACUCUAUCCACGAGUGUAAAUGUACCCGCAACAACCCAACCUAGUUCUUCUGCAUCAAUGACGUCAUCAAGUUUCACUCAGUCCUCAUCGUCAUCAUCUGGUAAAGGUGCGACAUCAUCAAGUGUACCAGUAUCAUCAAGCAGCGUCCUCUCGACUUCAUCAAAUGUGGGUUCCUCUUCGGUGGGGAUGACGUCAUCAAGUGUUACCGAGGUUACAGGUACUUCAACGGAUGCGUCAAUGACGUCAUCAGCAUCUCUGACCUUAGCGCCGUCAACCUCAAUUACAAAUGUGGCUUCAACAGUUACCUUAACGCCACAGGCAACAACAUCUACGGUGCCAACAACACAAGCUCCGACAACCCAGGCUCCUACAUCACGGGCUCCUACAACACAGGCACCAACCACACAGGCUCCUACAACACAGGCACCAACAACACAGGCUCCUACAUCACAGGCUCCUACAACACAAGCUCCCACAACACAAGCUCCAACAACACAAGCUCCAACAACACAGGCACCAACAACACAAGCUCCUACAACACAGGCACCAACCACACAGGCUCCUACAACACAGGCUCCCACAACACAGGCUCCUAUAACACAGGCUCCCACAACACAGGCACCAACCACACAGGCUCCUAUAACACAGGCACCAACAACACAGGCUCCUACAACACAGGCACCAACCACACAGGCUCCUACAACACAGGCUCCUAUAACACAGGCUCCUACAACACAGGCUCCUACAACACAGGCUCCCACAACACAGGCUCCUACAACACAGGCUCCUAUAACACAGGCUCCUAUAACACAGCCUCCUACAACACACGCUCCCACAACACAGGCUCCUAUAACACAGCCUCCUACAACACACGCUCCCACAACACAGGCUCCUACAACACAGGCUCCCACAACACAGGCUCCUACAACACAGGCUCCUAUAACACAGGCUCCUAUAACACAGGCUCCUACAACACAGGCUCCCUCAACACAAGCUCCUACAACACAGGCUCCUAUAACACAGGCUCCUACAACACAGGCACCAACCACACAGGCUCCUACAACACAGGCACCAACCACACAGGCUCCUAUAACACAGGCUCCUAUAACACAGGCUCCCACAACACAGGCUCCCACAACACAGGCUCCAACAACACAGGCGCCAACAACACAGGCUCCAACAACACAGGCGCCAACCACACACGCCCCUUCAUCUCAGGCUCCUAUAACACAGGCCCCUGCAACACAAGCUCCCACAACACAGGAACCCACAACACAAGCACCAACCACACAAGCUCCGAUAACACAGGCACCAACCACACAGGCUCCUUCAACACAGGCUCCUAUAACACAGGCUCCCACAACACAAGCUCCGACAACCCAGGCACCAACCACACACGCUCCUACAUCACAGGCACCAACCACACAGGCUCCUACAUCACAGGCUCCUACAACACAGGCACCAACCACACAGGCACCAACCACACAGGCACCAACCACACACGCUCCUUCAUCACAGGCUCCUACAACACAGGCCCCUACAACACAGGCAUUAACAACACAGGCUCCCACAACACAGGCUCCCACAACACAGGCUCCCACAACACAGGCUCCUACAACACAGGCACCAACCACACAGGCUCCCACAACACAGGCUCCUAUAACACAGGCUCCCGCAACACAGGCUCCUACAACCCAGGCACCAACAACACAGGCUCCUAUAACACAGGCUCCUACAACACAGGCUCCUACAACACAGGCACCAACCACACAGGCUCCCACAAAACAGGCUCCUAUAACACAGGCUCCCACAACACAGGCUCCUACAACCCAGGCACCAACAACACAGGCUCCUAUAACACAGGCUCCUACAACACAGGCUCCUACAACACAAGCCCCCACAACACAGGGUCCUACAACACAGGCUCCUACAACACAGGCACCAACAACACAGGCUCCUACAACACAGGCUCCUACAACACAGGCUCCUACAACACAGGCUCCAAACACACAGGCUCCCACAACGACACAUCCCACAUCACAAGUAGCAACAACAUUCGCACCCUCGACACAAGCCCCCACAUCACAGCCUCCAACAACACAAGCACCUAUAACCCACGAUCCUACACAAGCUCCUACGACUAUUCCUUCCACGACACAAGCCCCUACAUCACAGCCUUCCACGACAUACGCCCCCACAUCACAGCCUCCCUCGACGCAAGCCCCAACAUCACAGCCUCCCUCGACACAAGCUCCCUCAUCACAGCCUCCCUCGACACAAGCCCCAACAUCACAGCCUCCCUCGACACAAGCUCCCACAACACAAGCUCCUACACCACAACCUCCCUCGACACAAGCUCCCUCAUCACAGCCUCCCUCGACGCAAGCCCCAACAUCACAGCCUCCCUCGACACAAGCUCCCUCAUCACAGCCUCCAACGACCCAAGCCCCAACAUCACAGCCUCCCACGACACAAGCUCCUACAUCACAGCCUCCCUCGACACAAGCUCCCUCAUCACAGCCUCCCUCGACACAAGCCCCAACAUCACAGCCUCCCACGACACAAGCUCCCUCAUCACAGCCUCCCACGACACAAGCUCCCUCAUCACAGCCUCCCACGACACAAGCCCCUACAUCAAAGCCUCCCACAACACAAGCCCCUUCAACACAGCCUCCCACGACACAAGCCCCAACAUCCGAACCACCUACAACAGAAACCCUAACAUCGCAGUCCCCCGCGACACAAACCCCCUUGCAAACUGCUCCAACGACCCAGUCACCUACAUCACAACAUCCCACCACACAUGGUCCUACAUCUCAGACACCAGCAACACAACCUCAAACUACUGAAGCACCAACCACACAAGCUCUAACUAGUGAAGCACCAACAACACAAGCUCCUUCAUCACAGGCUCCCACAACACACGCCCCUUCAUCACAGGCUCCCACAACACAAGCCCCCACAACACAAGCCCCCACAACACAAGCCCCCACAACACACGCCCCUUCAUCACAGGCUCCCACAACACAAGCCCCCACAACACAAGCUCAUUCAUCACAGGCUCCCACAACACAAGCCCCCACAACACAAGCCCCUUCAUCACAGGCUCCCACAACACAGGCUCCCACAACUCAGGAACCCACAACUCAGCCUCCCACAACUCAAGCGGCCACAACACACGCCCCUUCAUCGCAGGCUCCAACAACACAAGCACCAACAACACAGGCUCUAACCACACUAGCUGCCACAACACAAGCUCCAACAACACAGGCUCCCACAACGCAAGCUGCCACAACACAAGCUCCAACAACACAGGCUCCCACAACGCAAGCUGCCACAACACAAGCUCCAACAACACAGGCUCCCACCACACAAGCUCCAACAACACAAGCUCCCACCACACAGGCUCCUACAACACAGGCUCCGACAACACAAGCUCCAACAUCACAGGCUCUCACAACACAGGCUCCCACCACACAGGCUCCCACCACACAGGCUCCCACCACACUAGCUCCCACAACACAGGCUCCUACAACACAAGCUGUCACUACAAAAGCUCCUACAACGCAAGCUGCCACAACACAGGCUGCAACAUCACAGGCUCCAACAACACAGGCUCCCACAACACAAGCUCCAACAACACAAGCUCCCACUACACAAGCUGCAACAUCACAGGCUCCAACAACACAAGCUCCAACAACACAAGCUCCAACAACACAAGCUCCCACAACACAAGCUGCCACUACACAAGCUCCAACAUCACAGGCUCCAACAACACAGGCUGCCACAACACAAGCUCCCACAACACAAGCUCCCACAACACAAGCUCCAACAACACAAGCCCCAACAUCACAGCCUCCCACGACACAAGCUCCCUCAUCACAGCCUCCCACAACACAGGCUCCCACAACACAAGCUCCCACAACACAAGCUCCAACAACACAAGCUCCAACCACACAAGCUCCAACAACACAGGCUCCCACAACACAAGCUCCCACAACACAAGCUCCAACAACACAAGCUCCAACAACACAAGCUCCAACCACACGAGCUCCAACAACACAAGCUCCCACAACACAAGCUCCAACAACUCCAGCAUCAGAAAUAACAAGUGAGGCAAGAGCUAGCAUAAGAAUUACUGGCGGAGUAACCUGGGUUCCCACACUUUCGGAGAAAACUUCUGAUGAAUUCAAAACUUUGCGCGAUCAAGUCAAACCAGAGCUGGAGGCUGUGUACCUUGCGCAGUAUGGAGACAAUUUUGUGUCGGUUAUCAUUGACCAGUUUAGACAAGGGAGUGUGAUUGUUGAGUACACCGUGAAAUUAUCAGGCACGGCUCCCGUCACUGAUGCCGACAUGAACAGGGUUGUGGAGACUGCUGUUUCCGACGGAAACCUGGGAGGAUUUACUGUGGAUAAAACAUCUAUAUCUCAUGAUGUUAUAAGAACACCCGUGACCACCACGGUUGCCCCUGUUAUUGCGGAAGGCUUCCCUAACUGGGCUAUUGCCGUGAUCGCCUGUGGAUCCGUUGUCCUUCUCUUCCUCAUAGCAAUGAUCUGCAUAUUGUGUUCCCGAAGACACACAAAGCAGAAGUACCGCCUUCCUGAAGACCCGGAUGAUAUUGAUUAUCGCCGAAGUUGGGCGGGAAGUUCCGACAAUGAAUUUGCAUACGAUAAUAGAUUAGCUCAAGCAACCGAGAUCGAAGGGAAACAACCCGUACAGUUCUUCAAUUUAUCAAAUAAUGAUUUACAAACCGCCAACGGGGCGGACCCGAGUAAAACUACACCCCUAUGAAACGACAUUUCCAAAUACAAUGUAUGAUGGGUGCAAAUGGUAGGCGACCUGUAAACGGUAUAGGAGGGACGAGUUUCCUCCAAGUCAGAGGUGAAACACAAACAAUUUUCGAUGAAUUUUCGGAAACGUGGGAAACAAGAUUAUAGCGACAAAGUGUGUAUUAAGUAUUAAAUAAUUCAUCAGUCCUCAUCCCAUUACCGGUCACAUAUGACGUUUGCAUCUUGAAUAACGUGUGAAAUAUGGUAUUCCUCGGCAGAUUCAGCGGAUUGGAGUAGUGAUGCAUUUCCCAGAUAGUUAAGUUGCAUAAACAAUGAAGGUAACUGCAUAUGAAUAUGCAUGAAGUUGUCUAUGAAUAUGCAUUAGUGUCGAGGAAUAUGCAUGAGUUAUUGCCGACACGGGAAUGGAUAUAUCACGAUAAAAUCAAUGCAAAACUUGAAUGUGAUAUCCAGCUUCAUCGUCCACGAAUCUAUUUUCAUCAACGAAAGUUUUGAUAGAUGACUGAAUGAUCCGAUGGGUGAGUCCACGUGUGCAUAUUUCUAUUAACAAUGAAUAUGCAUUAAAUGAUGCAGAUGAAUAUGCAAGUGCCGAUGAAUAUGCAAGAGUUAGUACCGACACGGAAAUGGAUGAUUACAGAUGUUGUUGUAUGCAAAUGUAAUAAUGUAGUUAGUAUAUGUGAAAUUUUCUCAAUUGUGUGUGUGAGUAAAUAAGUCCGAAAGAUAUCAUGUGUACAUUAAUGCCAGAAAGCUACUUCUAUAUAAUGUAUGUGAAACUGUACACAUUGUGAAGGUGAAACACUUUAAAAAUUGAAUGAACGAAAAUGUUGAGUCUGGAAUGUUAGGCCAGUAUAGUUUAUCACUAGCAUUACCUCGUCAUACAAACUACAGUAGAACUUCGUUAUCUGGAACAUUCGAGAUAUACGCGGUACUCGACAUUAUGAGUAGUAUUUUACUCUGUUGUAAAGACCGUGCUAAAGAUAUAGUACGUUAACCCGUGAAAUGAAAGUGAUUUAAGAAACAAGACCUGGUUUCAUUCUCUCGAGUUUGAGAUAACGAAGGAAUACACACAUGAAAGCUGUUUUAUUUUCGAAUUCCAUGUAACAAUGGUUCAAAGAAACAUGAACUUUUCUAGUUCAUAAUAACGACUUUUCAGUGUCCUAUUACAUAUAUUUAUCAUACUGUCAAACUUUCAAAAAAUUAUCGAAAGUCGUUACAUUCUUUCGAGUAAUAUUUACCUUUAAAAAUCAUGUUUGAUUUCGAUCUGAAAGAUACAUCAGUUGACUUAAUAUUAUCAGAAUGUACAUGAAGUUUUAGCAAUGUUUUGCUUGCAUUACGAAUUGUACUAUGUAGAUCGAGAUACUGUGUAAAAGUCAAAAUAGUGAGGAGUUUGUGUUGAAACCUGCCAUGAUAUUAUCUAUGCAAUAUUGCUUGCUGUUACUGUCAUUCCAAAUAUUUACUUUGUUAAAAUGUAUAUAUAUAUAAUUUCGUCACGUGAUUAACGUGUUCAUGUUUUAUGUAAUAUAUUUUGUAUAUAAACUCAUGUUAGGAACGUUAUAUUAUGAUUAUCAAAUGACGUCACUGACUUCCAUCAAAAAUGGCGAUACUGUAUCACGAACAAAGAUGGCGGAAUUUUGACCAAGUGUUUACUUGAAAAUAUUACAAAUUCCGUUAGAGUGGCUUAUUUCAUUAAUCUCAUAUGAAGUUAAAACGUAUAUAAGAAUGCAAUGUAUAUUUCUGCUCAUUAUAUAUUUGUAUGUUCUAUAUCUUUUGUUUAAAACUUGUGUUUUUCAUAUAUCAUUUUAUUCUGUGUCUAUUUAUAGAUAUGACGACAUGUAAUUCUGAGACUAUCAUUGAUAAAAGCAUUCAAUGACAGCAUUUCCUUUGCAUAAUAUUUUGAGGAAUUUUGUCCGUGAAUGGUUCAAAAUGUGUUCUGACACUAAAAACAAAAAUAAGAUAUUACUUAAUCUUGGUAUAUAUGCAGACGUGCAUUAAUUGUAUUACGUAGUAAAGCUGUCUUAGUAUUGGGGAUACCUGAAUGCGUCAAAUCACAGUUAUACCAGUACCAUAAUGAUAUUUUGAUAUAUUGUGUUGUGAAUUUAGGCGAUAAUUAUAGAAGUACAUAUAUAAAAGUGCUAAUAAAAAUAACUAAGAGCCAAUUAAGAACAUCUGCUGAUCCAAAGUUGUUUAUAUAUGCAAAUAUAUGUUACAAAUAUUCAUCAUAUGCCAUGAAUAUUCAUUAAUUUGCAUAAAUAUGUAUUAUGUCUCAUCAAUAUUCAUUGUCUCUUUUUUGUAUCAUUGUGCAUCUUUAAUGCAAAUCAUGUCUCAAAUACUGCCUUAUACUAGACAAGCAUUAUUUUAUAUGGCUGCAAUUUCUCAUGUUAUCAUAGGUUCUGUCUCAUUUGAUUGGAAUCACAAAGUGUACUUUCUCGUUAUCGUUUCGUUUAUAUAAAAAGCCAUUCACCUAAAUGAAUUUCCUGUAUGUUCGUGUAUCGUUUCAUCAUGAUUAGAUUGUUAAAUAAUUACAUAUAAUAACAUUGUUAAACCACCACUCAAUACAUUAUUGUUGGGGGUAAAUGAAAUUUUAAAAUUUCACCUGUAGAUUUGUGACUAAAUUGUAUGACAAACACAAGUAAAUACAAACUUUCUAAGUGAACCAAUACAUAUAUCUUAUGCGUAACAUUGUAUGAUGGACACGAGUAAAUACAAUUUUUUAAUCGAAUCUGUCUCCCAUCAAUUAUAAUAAAAAUCAAAAUAAGUCAAUAUUUUAAACUUUUCGUUAGUGAGCUUAGCAGUUUAUGCAGCAUCGUUGACUUAUGCCAUGGUAGUAUUGACAUUGAUCAAAAUAAAUAAAUAUAUUGAUAAUAUAUAUAUUCAUUUUUCAAAGUAUAUAGCUGUAUAUAUUAUAUCUUAGUUAAUUAAUUAAUCGAUUGGUUAAUGUGUGUCUGUAAAGGCAUUACGAAGCGAGAUCUGACUCAUCUUCAAAUCCUUACUCUCAUCUCACGCUAAAUAGAAAGGUUGGACAUGAAAGUCUGAUAAAUAUAAAUUUUAAUUUUGGUGUCAAGUGUGUUCGUAUAUAAUUAUGGUGGUAAUAUACAUUGAUAUUGGCAUGGAUGUUUUAUCUCAACACGUCCAAUUAUAUCUAAAUAUGGUUAUAGAAAAUGAUGUAAAUGAACGUCCACACAGCUGUUGUUUAUAUAAUAAUCAGACAGACAUAUGCAAUUGUAAAUAUACCCGCAGAGGUUGUUAAAUAUGCUUAUAUAUUAAAUUACGGAAAACGAAAUUCGAUGUUCCAUCCAUUCUAUGUGCCUUGAAGAACUUGAUUUCGUCCGUGAUUUUUUUUCAAAUUUCAUUUCAAACAAAAUACUUAUUUCAAAUUUAUUGACAAUCUUUUAUAUAUGAAAACUAACUAUGAUAUUAUCAAUCGUGUAUUUUACACUGCAUAGUAAUGAGAAAUUGAAAUAGAAAGCAAACGCAUUUGCUACAAAAGAAAAGGAUCUAAAUUCAGAGUUGCAUUUUGGUACACCACGAAAAUAGGAAAUACGCUGAAUCCUGUUGGCUGUUUAUUCCAGGUCUAUACAAGAAAUCCUUUAUAUAUUUAAUUUAUAUUCAUGUAUAUAGUUAUACCUUGUUAAAAACUGUGGUAAUUAGGACACCAAUCUCGGUUACUAGCAUUAACAAACUAAUAAUGAUUUUGCAUAUCCACCUCGCAGCAUUAUAUUAAACAAAUAUUAUAAAAGUUUUUUUUUCCAUGUGACUAUCAUUCUCGAUUUCAGGAAAACAAAUACUAAUAAUAAUUUGCACAGCAAGCUAUCAGAUUUCAGAUAUGUUUUGAAAAAAAUAUUUUGUAAACUGUAGAUUUACUGAUGGAAUUCAUCUUGGCGAGAUUACAAUUAAUAUAUUUGUAUUCUAAAUAUUAUAUAUAGCGAUGUCUCUAAUGCGGCCUCAUAGUCUCGUUUGGAAAUCAUUAACGACAGUAAUUGUCAUGUGAUCACAACUAAAUCCUAAUUCCCGAUUUACCGAAGGAAUAUUUGUCACAUAAAUGUUCUUUUCAUUUUCAUAUUUAAAAAAAAAGAUGAUUUUCAUCUGAAGCGUUAGAGGUCGCACCACAUCGCUGCAAAUGAUUUAUUUGAUUUACAAAAGUAUUAUAAAUAUGUGUAUAUAAGUAUCAUUACUUAUAUGGGAGUGAAUUGAGAAAGAUAUGAUAGUUAUGAUUAUAGAGUAAUUGUAUAUUAAUUUUGAAAGUUUCUAUCAUAUAUAUUUAUACAUUACAUAUAUCACUUGUCAAAGACUUGUAUGAAAUUCACAAACCAAAUAAUAAAUCCUUGAUUUAUAUACGAUA